UGGUUCUUGUUUAUCUUAUCUCAACUAACAGUACACCACCUGCUCAUUUUCUGUCGUGUUUCGUUCAGAUCGUUUCGAAAAAGACAGGUGUUAUGGCAAAGAUUGUGAAUAUUAUAGCAAUUUAUAUAAGCGUCGCCGAGUUGGUUUUACAGUCAGUUGACGCCUGUCCCAAUGGGUGGAUGGAGUAUCAUGAAAAAUGUUACCACUUCAGUCACGACACAGAACCUUGGGAACUCGCGCAGAUGAUCUGCAGAGAAAUGCGUGCAAACCUUGUCGAGAUUGAGACGGCGGCGGAGAACAAUUUCCUGACGCAGGAGGUCGUGCGAAGAGGAGGGGAAUUUUGGAUCGGUGCGUCCGAUCUAUUCAUCGAAAAUGAAUGGCUUUGGUCGACGUCACAACAAAGGAUAUCGUACGCUAACUGGGCCCCGAAUGAGCCGACAAAUGGCGGAGGCAAUCCGGAACAUGGCGCAGGCAACGAAAACUGUGCACAAAUAAGGGCAUUUGACCGCAAAUGGAACGAUGACCAAUGCCAUGUAAACAAUUACUACAUAUGUGAAAAAGGUGUGGAAGAGGCAAUCGUCGGAUGACAGAAACAUCUUUGGUGUCCGUUGUUGUAAAUAAAACAGAUGGAACGGCAAAA
Molecule: messenger RNA, 640 nt
Organism: Dreissena polymorpha
Lineage: Eukaryota; Metazoa; Mollusca; Bivalvia; Myida; Dreissenidae
Product: perlucin-like
Exons: 5
Coding region: 93-587 (164 amino acids)
Source: RefSeq, a predicted model, not a curated record